Exophiala xenobiotica is the source of this 3588-nucleotide messenger RNA. RefSeq names its product chitin synthase 2. The transcript has 3 exons. Bases 438 to 3203 code for a protein of 921 amino acids. The record is from RefSeq and is a predicted model, not a curated record. NCBI's taxonomy places the organism in Eukaryota, Fungi, Ascomycota, Eurotiomycetes, Chaetothyriales, Herpotrichiellaceae. Gene Ontology annotation, cellular component: cell septum; cell periphery. Gene Ontology annotation, molecular function: chitin synthase activity.
CGUAGCGAACUGCGCCCGCCCCUGGUGAGGAAGCGCAAGCUGAACAGAAACUCGCCAUGCUUCAAGCCAGGAGCUGAACCAGUUUGCUGUAUCUGGCAAAUCCAUACGUUUCAUCUUCAACGACUGAGUCGCUCACUUGUCUAUCGCAUCCUCCCUUCAAUUCCACAAUCCGUGGCACAGGCGCUCUCUGCGGUCCACUUCCGACUUGGACCAAAGUAAACAGAUCUCCACGUAUUGAGAUCAUCCAUCUUUGUCACUACUCAGCCCCCUCGAGGCCUCUGGCACAAGGAUAUUCGAUUGCGCGGCCACUCGCAAUAGCAGUAUCUUCGCAUCAAACAUCUCUCAAACCGUUCCUUCCCACCACCGCAUUCCAACCCUUGACACAGACCACCUUCGUUUGAUCUUCUCAUUCACUCCUUCGCUACCUUCCGCCUACCAUGGCGUACAAUCGACUCGGCAGUCCGCAACGAGACGGGCCUUAUUCCCCAUCAGCCAACCCUCAUUACGAUUCCAGAUCGCCUUCUCCUGGCCGACCCUUACAACCCUACGCACAUCCUGACGAGUCCUUCUCGAGACAGCAACCUCUUCAUUUGCAGAUGCCUGGAGCUUCCCAUGAUCGCCUCGCAAUGCAGCCCACCUAUUCGGUAGAAAACAUAAGCAACACUCAGGGGCACAAUCGACAAUAUGAGCAGCAAUAUCCUGCUGGAGGGGACAUGGGAUAUGCGAGGAAUGACUACGUCGUGUCGCCGGAGGAGCACCACGAUUCCUAUUACAACCAGCCUUAUUCUCCUCACCCACAAGGCGAUUAUGCGCUAGACCCCUAUCCCUCGCAGGGCGAGCCAUAUCGAAAUGAUCAUGACACCGCUCCUAUCCUACAGCCAGACUCUGCCUAUGGUCCCGAUCCUCAUUCUCAGCCCGGAUUGGAUUAUGACGGCUACCACGAUGAACCACGUCCUACACCAUCCCCAGCGCCAAUACGGAGGUGGAAAACUGUGAAGGAAGUACAGUUGUUUAAUGGCAACCUUGUCCUUGACUGCCCUGUACCACCAAAGCUGUUGGCUCAAGUCCCACACGCGCAACCGCCAGAGAGAGACGAGUUCACACAUAUGCGAUAUUCAGCUGCAACUUGUGAUCCUUCUGACUUCUACAAUGAACGAUUUACUCUCCGACAGCGGCUGUUUGCUAAACCGAGACAGACCGAGCUCUUCCUGGUUGUCACAAUGUACAAUGAAGACGAAUUCUUGUUUGCUCGAACAAUGAUCGGUAUUUUCAAGAAUAUCGAGUUCAUGUGCAAUCGGGGAAGCAGCAAGACGUGGGGCAAAGAAGCCUGGAAGAAGAUUGUUGUCUGUAUUGUCAGUGAUGGCCGUGCGAAAAUCAAUCCCAGGACCAGAGCAGUUCUGGCCGGUCUAGGGGUCUAUCAAGACGGCAUUGCAAAGCAACAAGUCAAUGGCAAAGAUGUCACGGCCCAUAUUUACGAGUACACGACCCAAGUCGGGCUGGAACUCAAGGGCACACAGGUGAUGUUGAAGCCUAGAUCGGCUACGCCCGUACAGUUGCUCUUCUGCCUGAAAGAGAAGAACCAAAAGAAGAUCAACUCACAUCGCUGGUUCUUCCAAGCUUUCGGUCGGGUCCUGGACCCCAAUAUCUGUGUGCUGAUUGACGCUGGAACGAAGCCUGGAAAGGACUCAAUCUACCAAUUAUGGAAAGCCUUUGACUUGGAACCCAUGUGUGGUGGUGCUUGUGGUGAAAUCAAAGUCAUGUUGGAUCAUGGUAAGAAACUCUACAACCCGCUGAUCGCCACUCAAAACUUUGAAUACAAGAUGUCAAACAUCUUGGACAAGCCACUAGAGUCUGCAUUUGGCUUCAUUUCGGUGCUUCCUGGUGCAUUCUCGGCAUAUCGGUAUGUGGCUCUCCAAAACGACAAGAACGGCGAGGGACCAUUGGAAAAAUACUUCAAGGGAGAAUUCAUGCACGCUGAAGCAGGUGUCUUUACGGCAAAUAUGUACCUGGCCGAGGACCGUAUCCUGUGUUUCGAACUCGUCAGCAAACGCAAUUGCCGAUGGAUUCUGCAAUACGUCAAAUCUGCCACCGGUGAGACCGACGUCCCCGACAAGAUUCCCGAAUUUGUUCUUCAACGACGGCGAUGGCUCAACGGCUCGUUCUUCGCGGCCGUCUAUGCGGUCACACACGUGUACCAGCUCUGGCGUAGUGAUCAUAGUGCUAUACGGAAGUUCAUGUUUUUGAUCGAGUUCACCUACCAAACAAUCAACAUGCUGUUCGCUUGGUUUGCUAUUGGCAACUUUUUCUUGGUCUUCCGGCUUCUCACAGCAUCACUGGGAUCACCUGGGCCGCUGGGAACUGCAGGCACCAUCCUGGGCGUUGUCUUCGAAUUCGUCUACCUGGGAACCCUACUUUACUGCUUCAUCCUCUCGAUGGGGAAUCGACCUACAGGCUCGAAAAAGUCCUAUCUCAUGAUGGUCAUUUUCUGGUCACUUCUCAUGUGCUGGCUGACCUUUGCCUCCAUUUUCUUGACGGUCAAGUCGAUUCAGACCGAGGUCUCACAGAAGGAUUUCAGUUUCUCAACGAUCUUCAAUAACAGCACAUUUUUCGGACUGAUCGUCUCCUUGGCAAGUACAUACGUCUUGUGGUUCGUGGCAAGCUUCUUGUUCUUCGACCCUUGGCACAUGUUUACGUGCUUCCUCCAAUACAUUGUGUUAACUCCGACCUACAUCAACGUUCUCAACAUCUAUGCCUUUUGCAACACCCACGAUAUCACAUGGGGAACCAAGGGAGAUGAUAAAGCGGAAAAGCUCGAGAGUGUCACUGUCAAGCCAGAUGGCAAGCUUGAUGUCGCGAUCCCUCAAGACGAUGGUGAUUUGAACGCCCAAUACGACUCAGAGCUGAAAAAGUUUGCAACCAAACCGGUAAAGGAGGUCAAGAAGGUCAAUGCAGCGGACAAGCAGGAAGACUAUUACAAGUCGUUCCGCAGCAAUGUCGUCACGGCAUGGAUGAUCACCAACUUCAUCCUGGUCGCGGCAGUUCUGAACACGGCUGGAUUUGAUAGAAUCAACACAGACAACACAGAGCAGCAGAAUUCGACGAUCUAUCUGGCAGUUAUUCUAUGGUCGGUAGCUGGUCUGUCGCUGUUCAGGUUUAUUGGCGCUUGCUGGUUUUUGGUGGUGAGACUGUUCCGUGGAGUAUGAUCAUUCCAAGACCAGAACGAGUUACGAGUAAUGAGAAACAUUUGGGAAUCUGGAUUGGGUCCACCACCUGGCGUCGGCGGGCUGACAAGGAUGGAUAUUGUAUGUUGUCGUCGCGAAAGCAUCUGCAUGACAUGAUACCCUUUGUAAAUGUAUCAAAUGAAAGCUUCUUUGGAAAGUCUGCAUACUGGGUCUUCUGGCAUGGUCAGGAAGCGUGCGACUAGCUUAGUAAUGGCAUUCGGUGACUGUGCAAAUCAGGCCAGAACGCUUCCAAGAUCUUCCAGUUUCGCUCAUUUUACGCUGGAGGGAGACGGAGGGCACCGUCGCUUGGGUUUGUCUUGGGUUUGUCUGGGUCUAAAUCUCAAGGCUCACUAGGCCAUAACAAGGU